Syngnathus acus (greater pipefish) is the source of this 1869-nucleotide messenger RNA. It is a transcript of the gene zfyve21, whose product is annotated as zinc finger, FYVE domain containing 21. The record is from RefSeq and is a predicted model, not a curated record. NCBI's taxonomy places the organism in Eukaryota, Metazoa, Chordata, Actinopteri, Syngnathiformes, Syngnathidae. Gene Ontology annotation, molecular function: metal ion binding. The transcript has 8 exons. The coding region runs from base 185 to 931 and encodes 248 amino acids.
GUCGACUGGGCGCGGCGACCCCUAAAGAGAAAAACAGUGCACUGGCAGCGAUUUAAACCGCGUGACCUAAUCAGAGCACCUUCAUUGGCCCAUCGGGCUGCCAAUCCAGAGGUUCGGGGGCGUGUCCGCCGUCACUACCAGUCUUCCAGAGAGCAACCAAAAGGAGAAAAGGAGAGCGACGAAAAUGUCUACAGUGCCCGACGGAAAGAAGCUGGUCCGGAGCCCGAGCGGGCUCCGCAUGGUGGCCGAGAACGGAGCUUUCAACAGCCCCUUUUGCCUGGACGAACCCAGAUGGGUGCCCGACAAAGAGUGUCAAAAAUGUAUGCAGUGUGAGACAAAGUUUCACUUCACCAAGCGCAAGCACCACUGCCGGCGCUGCGGCCGCUGCUUCUGCGACAAGUGCUGCAGCAAGAAGGUGGCACUGCCCCGCAUGAGCUUCGUGGACCCGGUCAGACAGUGCUCCCAGUGCAGCCUCCUGUCUCAAAAGGAGAGCGACUUCUACGAGAAGCAGAUCAAAGUGCUUGUGGCAGGAAGUCCCUUCCUGGUCACUCUGGGAACGUCCGACAAGUGUGCGAGCAUGACCUGCCGCCUCUCCAACAACCACAGGUACCUGUUCCUGGACGGCGAAAACAACUUUGAGGUGGAGUUGGCUCGCAUCAUCAGCAUACAGGUCCUAACCGACACGAGCAAUCCCACAGAGAAUGAGUCUGAUGCUGGCGACGGCCUGCUGGAUGCUGGCUGCGCCUGCGAAGGCACAUCUCCACGUGCAGUUGGCAUGCUGGUCAAGUACAAGCCAUCGGGCUCUCAGGAAGUGGAGCUGCUGCGUCUGGACGCCGCCCCUAGUGAAGAAGAAAAGAAGGCGGCCGAGUUGUGGCUGCUGGCUAUGCACAAGGCCGCCAAGCUGCUGUACGAGUCUCGGGAACACCAGUGAGUCUUCGUUCGGGGAUCGAACGUAGCCGGCGGAAACCGGGUCUCCAAAAGAACCUUUUUCUCCUGUUUUGAGAGUUGCCAUCUCUGGCGUCCUUUUUGUUCGCGUCGUCUUUACCUUUCCUACUUUUGACAUCGGUCAUCUUGUUUGUCUUACAAAGCUCAGCAGGCGGGCCUUGACGUCACUUUCUGGACUGAAAGCGUAUUUGUGUGGUCGAUAGGAAAAGCAUCGGGGGAAAUGUAUUACUGCAGAUGUUUGGAUGUGCAGUUUUGACUUUCCACAAUAUUGGUCUUCCUCACCUUUGCAUUUUGGACCUCAGGGCUCUUAACCGUGCACCCUUACUUUGCAGUUUUGGAACAAAAAGUUGGUUUUCAGAGAGGGAUGAUGAUGGUUUUGUCAGGUUAGAACGUUACAAGGUUGACUGCUUCGGGUUAGAUCCGGACAAGAAUGCUACAAUUGAACUCUUGGGGACGGGGCUUUCAGUUGACAGUGGCAAAUUAGCACUUGAAGGGUAACGCUUUGAAGAUGGGACGGACGGGUGUGGGGAGGGGCAAGUAUGGUCCAGGGGCCCACAUCCGGACUGCUUCAAUCGUCAAUCCGGCUCGACAAGCAUUUGCGUGAAAACUCUCCGUUAGUAUUUGUUACGUUCAUUUGGCUCUAUUGCAUAACUACGAAUACUGCAGGUCAAUUCCCAUUCCCCCCUGCCCCCAAGAUAUAAGCCCCCCCUUCCAUGGCAAAGUAAACAAUAUAAUUUCCUGAAAGUGGACCAGGAAAAGAGCGCCCGAUGGCCCCUCAUGGAACGCCCAAUUAGUCCCCCGCCCAUGUGCAUCAUUUUCCCCACAACAGAUUUUUACAUUUUGAUGGUUUGCAGUUGGCCAAUAGCUAAGGUCUGCUAUACAUUGAACAUUUUAAAAUGUAACAAAUAAUUGGGUCAUUUAAAA